Molecule: messenger RNA, 3305 nt
Organism: Gadus morhua (Atlantic cod)
Lineage: Eukaryota; Metazoa; Chordata; Actinopteri; Gadiformes; Gadidae
Gene: tm9sf5
Product: transmembrane 9 superfamily protein member 5
Exons: 18
Coding region: 299-2305 (668 amino acids)
Biological process (GO): protein localization to membrane
Cellular component (GO): membrane
Source: RefSeq, a predicted model, not a curated record
GGUAAGGUGAGGGCGUGGGACGAUCGUGUUUCCUGAAUUUCCAGUUUGUUCUCUCCUCAUCCCCCUGGAGGUAGUCCUGGAAUGACAGCGGUAGGCGGGACAGCAGUGUUCAUUCAGCCACCGUGACAGGCAGCUCGGCCCACCUUAUCAUUAACCCGAGCAGCAGCAGCGGCAGCAGCAGCGCAGGCUAACUAGUGAGCUAACCCUUAAUAGCUAGUCGACGGUCCAUUAUCCUGUUGUCUUGUAAUAAUCGCAUUCUACACCGGGAGACCAGGACAACAAGCGAAACCGAGUUAAAAUGAAGACUCGAACGAACUUUGGGUUGUUACCCUUAUGCGCGUUGUCUGUGUUAUAUUCGUGUUCAGCUUUUUAUCUUCCGGGUUUAGCUCCAGUAAGUUUCUGUAAGGAGGUUAAAGAAGAGGGUGAAUGCCAGACUCAGAUCCAGCUGUUCGUGAAUCGGUUGGAUUCAGUGGAAUCGGUCCUACCUUACGAAUAUGACGUGUUUGACUUCUGCCAAGAUGCAAAGGAGAGCAGACCAUCGGAGAACCUGGGGCAGGUGUUGUUUGGUGAAAGAAUUGAGAGUUCCCCAUACAAAUUCAAUUUUGAUGAAAAAGUGGAAUGCAAGAAGGUAUGCACAAAAGUGUAUAAAAAGGGUAACAAGGAGGAUGGAGAAAAACUGGAUUUCCUUAAGCGUGGAAUGCAGCUGAACUACCAGCAUCACUGGAUCGUUGACAAUAUGCCUGUCACUUGGUGCUAUGAUGUAGAGCAGGGUCAGAAGUACUGCAAUCCGGGCUUUCCAAUUGGCUGCUACGUCACCCCUGAGGGCAAUGGCAAGGACGCCUGCGUUAUCAAUGCCGACUUCAAUAAAAAAAACAGCUUCUAUAUGUUCAACCAUGUGGACAUCAAGAUCACUUACCACAGUGGAGGGGACGAAGGAUGGAAAGGUGCAAGGCUGGUGGCUGCUACUAUGGAGCCCAGGAGUAUCAAACACGAGGACGAGAAUAAACCGGCGUGUGGCGGGACAGUGCCUAUGGAUGUUUUCUCAACAUUUGACUCCGACGUGAAGAUAACAUACACCUACUCGGUUAGCUUUGAGGAGAACAACGCCAUCAAAUGGGCCUCCCGAUGGGAUUACAUCCUGGUAUCCAUGCCCCACACCAACAUCCAGUGGUUCAGUAUCAUGAACUCGCUAGUCAUUGUCCUCUUCCUGUCUGGCAUGGUUGCCAUGAUCAUGCUGAGAACCCUGCAUAAGGACAUAGCGAGAUACAACCAGGUGGACCAGGACUUGAUUAAGGUUCCGACACCAUCAGGAAAAGUCCAAAUAAACUACGAGGACGCUCAGGAGGAGUCUGGCUGGAAGCAGGUGCACGGCGACGUCUUCCGGCCCCCCAGGAAGGGCAUGUUGCUGUCAGUCUUCCUCGGACAGGGCACCCAGAUCUUCAUCAUGACCUUCAUCACACUCUUCCUGGCCUGCCUGGGCUUCCUCAGCCCGGCCAACCGCGGAGCUCUGAUGACGUGCGCCGUAGUUCUCUGGGUCCUCCUCGGCACACCGGCCGGCUACGUAUCCGCACGCCUCUACAAAACGUUCGGGGGGGAGAAGUGGAAGACCAACGUCCUCUUGACGGCCCUGCUCUGCCCGGGGAUCAUCUUCGCAGACUUCUUCCUGAUGAACCUGAUCCUGUGGGUGGAGGGCUCCUCCGCGGCCAUCCCCUUCGGCACCCUCGUCGCCAUUUUGGCUCUGUGGUUCGGGAUCUCCGUGCCCCUCACCUUUCUGGGCGCCUACUUUGGCUUCAAGAAACCUGCCAUCGAGCAGCCCGUUCGAACCAAUCAGAUUCCCCGGCAGAUCCCAGAGCAGUCUUUCUUCACCAAGCCCAUCCCGGGCAUCGUCAUGGGCGGCAUCCUGCCCUUCGGCUGCAUCUUCAUCCAGCUCUUCUUCAUUCUCAACAGCAUUUGGUCCCACCAGAUGUACUACAUGUUUGGCUUCCUGUUCCUCGUGUUCAUUAUCCUGCUAAUCACCUGCUCUGAGGCGACAGUGCUGCUCUGCUACUUCCACCUCUGUGCUGAGGACUACCACUGGUGGUGGCGUUCGUUCCUGACCAGUGGCUUCACGGCCGUCUACCUGUUCAUCUACGCCAUCCAUUACUUCUUCUCCAAGCUACAGAUAGUAGGCGCGGCCAGCACCAUCCUCUACUUCGGCUACACCACCAUCAUGGUGCUCAUCUUCUUCCUGUUCACAGGCACCAUCGGCUUCUUCUCCAGUUUCUGGUUUGUGAAUAAGAUCUACAGUGUGGUCAAGGUGGACUGAAGGGCUGGGUGAGGCGGACAGGUUUCAUCGCAGCCCCAGGCCCCUUCAGCAUCGGCUUCUCAAGAGGAAUUUAUGUGAAAAGACUCAAAAGAAAAUUGCUUAUCUCUGUAACAACGGCAAGGGCAAAACAAGAAAUCCUUCUUUUUUUGUUGUUGAAUGUGCUCCUAUUUUUUGGGUUUCAUAUUUUUUUUUUUUGCUCUUGAGCGGUUUUGGCUCCUUCAACAUAAAGGUGACUUCCAAAGAUCUGGCUGUUGUUGUUAAUAUUAAUAAUUUUGGAUGUAAGAGUAAACUAAUAGGCCUCAAGAAAUCAAAGUUCACAACUGUGUUCCGUCCCAUUUUCUUGGUCUACUUUUUAUAUUAUCAUUAGUCUUUUGAUCUCUACUGCUGUAUUGACAUAAUAUGCGUUGGUAUAUCUAUGUUUUUAUGUAUGAGUGUGUGUGUGUGUGUGUGUGUGUGUGUGUGUGUGUGUGUGUGUGUGUGUGUGUGUGUGUGUGUGUGUGUGUGUGUGUGUGUGUGUGUGUGUGUGUGUGUGUGUGUGUGUGUGUGUAUAGUAUAUACAUGCCUUUUCAAAUGCAUGGAUAUAGUAUAGUAUAGUGAUACAAAGUCAUUUUUUCUGUUUUUGUGGAAGGUGAAGGGCAUAUACAGACUUGACUAUAAACAGCUUAUUAUUGUGGUAAUUUCAUAAAUGAGGUCUCUCUAUAACCAUGAUCGCUCUACAUUGUUUUUCCAUUCCUGCCUUUUUAUUUAAAAUGACAUGUUUUUAUUGUAGGAGGUUAGUGUGACCUCUUGGGGACCAUGGAACGUUUGUCAAGGGGUUCAUCGCAAUAGAGAUUGAAGAAUAAUGAAGUACACGGCACAGCGAUGUUCGCGAACACUUUGAGUUACAAAUACCUGAAAUGCAGAUUCUUCUUCCGUUGUUAAUAGCAGUGUGGACUGUGUGGGUUUGGCACCCCCUGCUGGUAACAUUUUUACAAAUGAUAAAUACUUAUUUGGAAAAGUA